GGAUGACUCUCACCAGUCACAGCAAAAUGAGUGACUACAAACAUGGUCCAUAAGUCGGUGUCAUCAUUUUUCCCAUGUAACACCAGUACCUUUGAAAUUGCCGGGAAUUCAACGGCUUCCUUAAACCCUAAACCCCAAAUGCCCUCUUCCUUCUCUCUCUUCCUCUUUCUCUCUUCUCCGCCCCCAUUUCUCCCUUCAACCUCUCACCAUCUCCUCCUUCUUUCCGCCAUUGAUAACCUUCAAGCUCAUCAAUUUCCAUGCUUUAUCGUCUCCAUCAAUGUAGUCUCCGCCGCCUUCUUCCUCGCUGUCUCGCUAAUUCCUUCACUUCCACUUCCGCCGCCAUUAUUUCCGACGAACUUCCCCCCAAAACCCUAAUCCAAACCCCCAAUAACACAGUCUCUGAAAUCCUCUACAAUUUACGACGUUUCGGCCUCCAUCAAUUUGUGUCUGGCGGUUAUUUUCAUGGCCUUUUUGGUUCCAAGUUGGAUUCUGAUACUGUUGAUCAGAUUAUUGGUAGAUUGAAGGUCGAAAGCCCGGGAUCGGCUAUCGGGUUUUAUUCCCUUUUGAAGAUUGAUUAUGGGUUUCGCCAUUCGACCAAAUGUGUGUUUAUUGUGGCUCAUAUUCUUGCCGAUAUGCGCCAAAUUUGGCAUUUGCAGGAUCUUAUUAAGAAGAUUAUAGAAGAUGAAGGGUCAGGUUCUGCGCCUUUUACCUGUGAUCUUCUUGAUAACAGCUUCAGGGACUGGAAUUCGACUAGUCUUGUCUGGGACAUGGUGGCCUUUUGUUAUUCAAAAUGUGAUAUGGCCCAUGACGCCCUUUUUGUUUUAGCAAAGAUGAAGAUUUUGAAUAUGCAACCAUCAAUAUACACCUAUAAUAGCUUGUUGCAAAACAUGAAACACACUGAUAUAAUAUGGAAUGUAUAUGAUGAAAUAAAAUCCAGAGAUAUACAGAGCAGAUUUACAAAUCCCAUUUUUAUAGAUGGCCUUUGCAGGCAAUCACUGCUUCACGAAGCAGUAAAAUUUUGGCUAGAGACUGAACGAAAGGAGAGUGGGCCGUGCAUUGUGUCAUUCAACACCCUUAUGUCUGGUUUUUGCAGAAUGGGACUUGUUCAUAUUGCAAAGUCUUUCUUUUGCAUGAUGCUAAAGUAUGGGAUUCUCCCUGAUAUAUACAGCUAUAAUAUCCUUAUUGACGGAUUAUGUAUGGAAGGAUCUAUAGAAGAAGCUUUGAUGUUUAUAGAUAACAUGGAGAAGAAUGGUGUUGAUCCUGAUAUUGUGACUUAUAAUACUAUUCUCAAAGGGUUUCAUCAACUUGGCUUGGUUAGUGAGGCUGAGCAGAUCAUUCGGAAUAUGAUGGUCAAGGGUUUGAAGCCUGAUAAUUUUACAUAUAAAGUAUUGGUAUGUGGAUAUUGCCAGGGUGGCAACUUGGAUGAAGCACAUAGACUGCUACAUAAGAUGGUUUGUCAGGGAAUUCCACCAAGCAUUAUCCCCUAUAGUAUUGUGCUUGAUGGUCUAUGUAAGACGGUGCAAUUUGACAAGGCAAUUAAAUUGCUUGAGGAGAUGGAAGGCCUAGGGCUAAAACCGGAUCUAGUUGUUUACUCUAUACUUAUACAAGGCCUUUGCAAGAUAGGGGAAGUUGAUAGAGCUAUACAACUUUGCGGUGAGAUGCAGUCAAGAAGAAUUUUUCCAAAUUUUGUCUCUCAUGGAACAAUUCUCUCGAACCUAUGUGAGAAGGGGUUGAUGCCAGAGGCAAUAGUGUACUUUGAGACCCUGACAAGAUGUGAUUCAUCUUUCAAUGUUGUUUUGUAUAAUAUAAUGAUUGAUGGAUUUGUGAAAUUUGGUAAUAUUGGAGAUGCUGUACAGUUAUACACACAACUGUUGGAAAAGGGUAUUGAGCCAACAAUAAUCACAUUUAAUUCUUUGAUUCAUGGUUUUUGUAGAAGUGGAAGACUAGUGGAGGCUAGAAGAUGGUUUGAGACAAUUAAGGUGCAUGGACUUGUACCAAAUUCAAUAACCUACACCACACUUAUGGAUGGUUACUGUAAAGAUGAAAAUAUAACCUCCAUGCUCGAGCUGCUCCGGGAGAUGAUGGCAGAAAAUGUAAACCCAACUCAUGUCACAUACACUGUUCUAAUUAAAGGUCUCUGCAACCAAAGGAUGUGGCAGGAAUCUUUUCAAGUACUAGCAAAUAUGUACAGCAAGGGUCUAAAACCAGACCAAGUAACUUAUAAUACCAUUAUCCAAUGUCUUUGCAAAGCUAAGGACUUGAGUACAGCAUUAUGGCUCCAUGAUGAGAUGAUAAGGGAGAAUCUUCAGCCUAGUUCUGUCACUUAUAAUAUUCUCUUGAAUGGCCUCUGCUUAUAUGGUGGUUUAAAGGCUGCAGACAAUUUAAUGAGUUUUCUUCAACAUCAGCAGAUUAGUUUGUCAAAGGUUGCUUACAUGACGUUGAUAAAAGCACAUUGUGUCAAGGGAGAUACAUCUGCUGCUAUCGUAAUUUUUCAUUGCAUGCUGCAAAAUGGUUAUCAAGUCUCCAUCAAAGAUUAUAGUGCUAUUAUAAAUAGGUUGUGCAAAAGGGGAUUCUUAACUGAAGCAAAGCUUUUUCUUUGCAUAAUGUUAUAUGAGGGACUUUCACCUGAUAAGAUUCUCUAUGAAGUAUUGGAUGAGACCUUUUUAUAAUAUGAUCUAUGAGAAGCAAAGUUUUGUUUGCUCCUUUCUCUCAGAACGUUGAGAACUUGAGAUGGUGUUGCAAUGAGUUUUCAUGUCAGGAGAACUUAUGCUUGCAAGACUGAUGUGUUCAAGAUAUGAAUACAUAUGGCUGCCAUGAGAAGAGCAAAUCAUUAAAGUAGUUGUUGAAACCAUUCUUCUGGUUUUACUUGGGACAAUGUCCUGCAGAGACUACUAUUAAUAGCUGGACCUGUGCAAUAGUAAUGUAGAAAUUGUGGAAUGUGUUUUAUGGUUAUCAAGCUGAUACUGUUUAUAGUUACAAACUUACAACAACUACGGAUGUUCAGUAUGAGGCCAUUGUGCUGGAAUUCUUGGGUGUUCAAGAUGUACCUUGGCUAUCUUCUAAAAAUAGGAAUAUGUAAUAUGUAUAUCUUUGGAGUUAGAUGUUUCAUUUGCGGAACAAGUAGAAGGCCACCUGUAAUUCUGAGCCUCAUGUUACUUCUGCAAUCGAGCUCAUUGAACUGCGCUCUGAUCCAAAUUUUCAGAAAGAGUUGAUCUGCAGGUAGUAACUUCUCUGUGGAACAAGCUGUGCCACAAGAACUGAAGUCAAGAGAUAGGGCUCCGACAUAAAGGCUUCCAUACGACAUACAAGCAUGAAAGGUGCUGUUAUAGUGUUAUGGGUACUGCCAACAGAAGAUUGUACACAAAUCAAAGAUUACAUUUCUUCAGGUGAUUCAGCUUGUUUACAAAGUAGAUUCCUUUCUGAGGUUUUCUACAACCUCUUCUGAUAAGAGCUAUGAGCGUAUGACGAUUGUGAGUUCUUAAAUUCUGAUUCGUGUCAAGGCUUCUAACAGUUUUAGAUUAAUUUUCCGUUGAUAAAAAUAUCCAAUAAUAGUAGAGUUAUUGGCUGUCAUUAUGUGCAUAGAAUAUACUCAUAUAGGAUGUACAGGCUAUAAAGAAAUUUCAAGAUCUAUAGAACUUACACUUCUGUUUUA
Molecule: messenger RNA, 3652 nt
Organism: Chenopodium quinoa (quinoa)
Lineage: Eukaryota; Viridiplantae; Streptophyta; Magnoliopsida; Caryophyllales; Amaranthaceae
Product: putative pentatricopeptide repeat-containing protein At1g13630
Exons: 6
Coding region: 258-2669 (803 amino acids)
Molecular function (GO): protein binding
Source: RefSeq, a predicted model, not a curated record